AUGGCGACCAAGAACGGCUUCCUGCCGUUGGAGACGCCUCGUGAUUUCGCACAAUCCUCCAUUUCUCGUUGUCUUCGUCAUGGAAAACUCCUACUGGGUACCCUUUUGUUAGCAGCAGGCAUAGUGAUGCUAAUUCAAACUAAAUACCUCGCCAAUAUCACUAGUUCUGGUCGAGAGACCUUUUACGAAGGGCUGAACAAAUGCCAUGAAGCUAGGUAUCAGUAUGAGGCACCUCAAUCAACAGAGGAUCGGGAAAACCCACGGUGGAACUCAAUCUCCGGCCAGAAGACACCAGUCCUGAUCCAAAAUGCAACGCUGUUCGACGGCCAGUCCGUCCUUGCAGAGGCAGUCGAUAUCACAUUUGAGGCAGGCGUUAUUCGUUCUGUAUCAGCUGCAAAUUUGAACCGCCAAGCCCCCAAGUAUGCUCAAACUAUCAACGCCCAAGGAAGAUUUGUCACCCCUGGCUUGGUGGAUAUGCAUUCGCAUCAUUUGUUACUCCCAUUCCCCCACCUUCCAUCUACCAGCGACGUCAACGAGCGCCCGGUCCUAGGACCCAUCACUCCGUUUGUUCGCUCGUUGGAUGGAUUCAAGCCAUAUGACCCAGCGAUCCAGAUCAUCGCAUCGGGUGGUGUCACUUCUUCCUUGAUUCUACCAGGGUCGGCAAAUAUUGUCGGUGGCGAGGCAUAUCUAGUAAAGAACUUGGCAACGCCAGGCCCAAAUGCCGAGCCGGUCGUCGAGGAAUUACUGCUUGAUUAUGGCAUCGCGGAAAAAGACCGAAGGAGAUACUUGAAAAUGGCAUGCGGGGAGAACCCCAAGCGCAACUAUAAGAACACCCGGAUGGGUCUAGUGUGGCUUUUGCGCAAGCAUCUCGCGGCAGCAAAGGAGCUGCAAGAGCGCCAAUCUGCCUGGUGCCGGACGGCUGCUAAUAUUGACAAAACUGGCUUUUCCCAAUCUCGACGAAUUUCACAGUUCUUGAAAGAUGAAGGGAGACGACCGGAAUCCUUUGAGCUUGAAACUUCUCUUGCACUUCUCCGAGGCGAGCUCAAUGUCAAUGUGCACUGUUACGAACCGGAGGAUCUUGAGCGCAUGUUGUCAGUGCUUCAUGAAUUUGGCAUCCAUCCCAGUGCUUUCCACCAUGCGCUAGAAGCGUGGGAAGUGCCUGAAUUGUUAAAAUCCCUAGAGGAAAACAUCACUAUUGCCACUUUUGCAGAGAAUGCGCUUUACAAAGCAGAGGCAUAUGGGGCCAAUUUACGGGGGCCUAAGAUUUUGGCUGAUCAUGGUGUCCAAGUUGCACUGAAGUCGGAUCAUACUGGGGAGGGAAACUAUGCAAAGUACCUUGUUUACCAAGCAGCAGUUUCUCAUUCGUUUGGCUUGUCUGAAGAAAAGUCUCUUCAAGCCGUGACAUCUGUCCCUGCUAGAUCAAUCCAACAAGAUCAUAGAAUUGGAUAUGUCCGUCCAGGAUAUGAUGCAGACAUCGUCAUUUGGGAUGAUCACCCGCUCCAAGUUGGUGCAACUCCAACUCACGUAUUCAUUGAUGGUCGGCCUGUUCUGAAGAAAGAUGAUAAUUCUCGCGAAUGGACUGCUGGAAGAUCUGGCUCUGGGAAACCAGAGGCUCCCCAAAUCCGACCAUCUCUUGAAAUAGGUCAGACGGAAGAUACAUGCAACAAAGUUCAGCAAUUUGGUUCACGGAUUCUGUUUACUGGCAUUCAGAAAGCCUUGGUUGAUACACACGGUCCAUCUACUAGUGGCACUAGCGACCUGGUUAUGCUGGUUGAAGAUGGUCAAGUCAAGUGUCUUGAUAAGAGAUCCUCAUGUCUCUCCGGUGAGAUUCAGGAAAAUACCGCACAUAUCGCUUUGAAGAACGGUCACGUUCUGCCUGGGCUUGUAGCCUUCGGCAACACACUCGGAAUCCAAUCCAUCCCAUCUGAACCCUCAACUGGGGAUGGAUCGGGUUCGAAAAACGGGGAUGCACUCAACGAAAAGAAGUCACUUCACUUUGCCAAGUACGGCGUACAUCUUGAUAGCAGAGGACUCGCGAGAGCCAGGAUUGGAGGCGUCACGCGAGCCAUCACUGCCCCUCUCCAUAGUGGCGGCGUUGUACAAGGUGUCAGUGUUGGAUUACGCACGAGCGUGAAUGCCACAAUUCUUGAUAAUGGUAUCUGGGAGGAUGAUGUGGCACUCCAUCUCGUGAUAGGUCAGGAAGCUAAAAGUGAUGAGACACCAACUGUCUCUUCUGGGGUUGAGCGACUGCGUCAGUUGCUUCAGGCUGGCGAGGAUACCGCACCCGGGAGCUUGGGCAUUUAUGCUCGGGCUGCUAACGGCUCACUCCCUGUGGUUGUACAGGCAUUUAAUGAGGAUGAUAUUGCGCAAUUGAUCCUGGUCAAGCGUCGGUUCCGAUCUGUCAACCUGAUCAUACACGGCGGCCACAGUGCUCCAUUAGUUGCCAAGCCUCUCGCUGAAGCAGGAAUUCCUGUCAUCCUCACUGGUAACCGCGGUGCCCCUGAUACUUGGGAGAAGAAGAAUGCCCUCACAGGGCCCCCACUUACGGAGAGCCCUGCUAAAAUCUUAUCCGACGCCGGUGUUUUGCUUGGCCUAGCUGUGAGAAGUGAUUCAAAUAUCCAUGGUUUGGCACAAGAAGCUUGGUGGGCUGGCAAGUAUGCCGGUCUAAGUGAUCAGCAGGCCAUUGCACUUGUUUCAACCAAUUUUGAUAUUAUCCUUGGAGGUCAAUCGAAGAAGGUCGAAGGGCGAGCAUUGGCUGGGGACUUUGUCGUCUGGGAAGGUGAUCCCCUGAGAGGAGAGGGUUCUGUUGUUGCUUCUUUCCAAAACGACGGGAAGAUUGCCGAUUGCUGGCCCGAUACCGUUCAUGCUAUUUUGUGA
Penicillium hordei is the source of this 2877-nucleotide messenger RNA. RefSeq lists its product as uncharacterized. The record is from RefSeq and is a predicted model, not a curated record. NCBI's taxonomy places the organism in Eukaryota, Fungi, Ascomycota, Eurotiomycetes, Eurotiales, Aspergillaceae. The coding region runs from base 1 to 2877 and encodes 958 amino acids. Gene Ontology annotation, molecular function: hydrolase activity, acting on carbon-nitrogen (but not peptide) bonds. The transcript has 7 exons.